Molecule: messenger RNA, 1521 nt
Organism: Naegleria lovaniensis
Lineage: Eukaryota; Heterolobosea; Eutetramitea; Acrasida; Naegleriidae
Exons: 2
Coding region: 1-1521 (506 amino acids)
Biological process (GO): nuclear DNA replication
Cellular component (GO): nucleus
Source: RefSeq, a predicted model, not a curated record
AUGAAACGAAACAAGCAAGAGGACGCUUCAUCCAUGAGCAGUACCAGCAAUGACAGCCUCCCUGGUUCUCUCAAUCACGAUAAAAAGAAAAAACUGAAAACGGAAGAUGCAAGACUUCUUGGAAUCGGAAUGAAUGGCGGAGCUGAUAAAAAGAAGAUGUCAGACGAAGAACGGAAAAAGGCAAUCCAAAAUUUGAGUGCUCAAAUAAUGGCAAAACCAAGUGUGAUUGCAAAUUCUUCUUCAAGUUUAUCGAACACUUCAAAAAAGUCUGACAAUUAUGAUAGUUUAACGUUUAACUCGAUUACGGAAAUUCCGAUUGAUUACACUCUCAAGACAUUUAUUGUUUUCAAAUCAUCACGGGAUUUUCUUUGGACAAAUAAUAUUACUUCCAAUUCAAAAACAUGUGGAUUGUCAAGCUUUGUUACUGGUACCCCUACAUCUGACGUAAAUUUAUUUACUAACAAUUUAAUUCAAAGCAAGGGAUUUUCUCAAGCUUCUAAUGGAGCUAUUCCGGUUUUUUCACAGAACCAACCAUCGGUGGAUUAUCAGGCAUCUAGUGAAUUUUACAAGAGUCUUUUAUACUACAUUUAUCCAUCUUCUCUACUUCCACAUUGUCUGUUGUCAAAAAUUAAGGAGCUUCCAAACUACAGCAGAGAAAAUUUACACAAUAUUUCUAGUGUGUACGAGUCAUUUCAAACUCUGACCCAGUUAGAUAUACAAUUUAUGAAUGACAGAUAUUUAUGCUGGUCAGAAGCUUUACUCUCAGUAUUUUCGUCGUUUAUUGAAGGCCUUUGCCCCUACUUUUACCUAUUAUAUGAUUACACCUAUAGAAGCUCCAUCAUUUUCUUAAAUGAUACUGUAUUUUCUGGAGCAGGUAAACGAUGUGUCAUUUCUAAUCCAAGUUCAGAUAUUAUGAAAUCACUACGUGAAGAACAAAUUGAAUUUCAAGAGUUUGGAAUUGGUUCUGAAAUGAGAACGGAAGCAGACAAUAUAAUGCUUGCUUCACGUACUGAGGAAGUAUCCAGUCAAUUUAAAUGUCUGAUUGUGUCUGGAAGAAAACAACUUCAUGCGCUUGUGGACUUUUUGACAAAUUACCAUUUGAAGUUUUUGGAUUGUGAUAUUCCUCAAAUUGUGAGCCCCAAUUCAUUCCUCAAUUCAACGUUGAAAAAAUGUAAACUAUUUCCAAGAUCAUGCAGCGAUAAGGAUUUUCAAUUUUUACUCGAAAUUAGAGGAGGCUAUUUAUUACCACAUAGCUUUUUAGACAUUUGCAAAAUAAUUCAAAAGAGUCAUAGUGAGUUGUCAUGCUCUGUUAAGGAGUUUAAAGAAGAAACAUCGAGACUUAAUGACAUCCAAGGAAAGGAUCUUGUUUGUGACAAUUCAAUACCGUCACAAGGCGUGCCACAAGCCAAUUUUCAACAUUUGUCCUAUGUUGAAUCUGAACAAAUGAGAGGUCACACCAUUAAGACCGUUACACAAUCCAAGAACAACAGUACACUCUCGUUACGAAUGAAAAAGGUUUAA